CUCAUUGGCUACUGCUUCCUGUCACGUCACGGACGCUAGCUCUCAGAGGAGGAAGCCGUGCAGAGCGGUAGAGGUGUGCUGUUAGUGUCGGCUCGCUCGUGAUGUCAAGAUGCCCAAAAAGAAGACUGGAGCGCGAAAGAAGGCAGAGAAUCGCAGAGAAAGGGAGAAACAGAUAAGAGCCAAUCGGGGAACUGUGGAUCUGGCUAAACACCCCUGUAAUGCUUCCAUGGAGUGUGACAAAUGUCAAAGACGGCAGAAGAACAGAGCAUUUUGUUAUUUUUGCAGUUCUGUGCAAAAGUUACCUAUGUGUGCUCAGUGUGGGAAAACUAAAUGUAUGAUGAAGUCCUCUGAUUGUGUCAUUAGACAUCCCAAUGUGUACAGCACUGGUAUGGCCAUGGUGGGUGCAAUAUGUGACUUCUGUGAAGCCUGGGUGUGCCACGGCAAGAAGUGUCUUAGCGUUCAUGCCUGCACAUGUCCUCUCAAUUGUGCCGAAUGCGUUGAAUGUGAACGGACAGUCUGGGAUCAUGGUGGCAGAUUAUUUAGCUGCUCAUUCUGUUACAACUUUCUUUGUGAAGAUGACCAGUUUGAACACCAGGCCAGUUGCCAGGUUUUGGAAGCAGAAACCUUUAAGUGUGCCUCCUGCAAUCGAUUAGGACAACAUUCAUGCCUCCGCUGCAAGGCUUGUUUCUGUGAUGAUCAUGCUCGAAGUAAAGUUUUCAAGGCUGAGAAGGGAAAGCCCCCACCAUGCCCUAAAUGUGGCCAUGAGACACAGGAGACAAAGAACUUAAGCAUGUCAACACGCUCCCUGAAAUUUGGCAGGCAGUCGGGUGCAGACGAUGAAGAUGGUGCUUCUGGAUAUGAAGACUACUGGAAAAAUCUUGCAUCUGGUGGUAAUAAUUAUGAAUAUGAUGAGGAAGAAGAAGAUGAGGAUGGAGAUGAUGAAGAAUGUGGUGAUGAUGAUGAUGGGGAAAAGGACUCUGACACAGAGGCCUCUGAGCCAUUUAGUCACUUGAAUUUAGGCAAUACAUACGCCAGUGGCUAUGCCCACUAUGAGGAGUCCCAGGACUCAUGAAGAUGCAAUGUAAAUACAUGCAGUUUGGUCAAAGGGAAGUAAUCUCCCAAACUACUUUCACUGACUGGUUUUAAAACAGUAUGCCUCUUCGAAAAAUAUUUUGGAUUGCAGUACUAUAACACAUGUUUGUAAAGUAAUGCAAGUUCCCCAUUACAUCUUAAAGUAACUGUGUCAUUAUUUUUGUUUUUUUCUUUUAAUUUUAUUUUCCAUGAAUCUUGAUAAAUGUAAAGGUAAGUGACAUGGUAGGGAAUAUAGUUAUUAUCUUGUCUUCCUUGUGCCCUAUCGAAGUAUACAUACGCCACCAUUUUGUUCUCCUCUGUCCAUGAUGUCUACAGUUUGCCCUUAUGUGGGAUUCUUUUGACGGAUUGUGGGUAAAUUAAAUUUGCAACUGAAAUAGAACUUUGAUUAAACUUUGCCCAUUGCUAAACACUUGCCAAAGAUAAGAAAAAGUAGUCCUUACUUUAUUUCAUGCAUACCUUAAAAAACAAACAGGUGAUUUUUGAAAAAUCAAAAACAAGGCAACCAAGCAGACACAAAGGGCUUAAUUUAAAAACAAAAUCUGCAAAGUGACAGAAAGGCCCAUCUCUGAAACCAGUAGUGCAUUAUACAAUUUUAUUGCAAGUAGGUAUCCUCACUCACCUUGAAAAGAGCAGAUUGAUUUGUUGAUAAUGUAGGUAAAUCUUUCAUUUGUAACUGGUGCUCAGUUUUUCUUUUAGUUUAUGUAAGUUGUUUUGCAGAGAUCAAUAUAUCUACCAUUUCCUUGAGGAAAAGGAGGGAGACUUUUUUUUUUUUUACAAAUAUUUAUACCAAUCCGUGUAUAUACAGGGCUAUAAGUAAAGAGUGUUUAAGUGACUGUGAUAGUAAAUAUUGGAGGGAUCGAUCUGCUGUUUACAUUUCUCAGUAAACCUAGAUUUCUUUUGUAAUGUCUGUUUUCUUUUGCCUAUGGGCACUUUGGAUAUUUGCAGUGUAUCUGCAUACCACUUACCUGAUGUGUAGCCUUCAUAUGCAGUGUACAAGAUCUUUACAGGUGUUUGAUUUUAAAUAUUUUUUUGGGUUGUUCAUUUUUAAAAAAAUGUUUUCUUUUACUAUUCACACUUAAAGGGUUAUUCCAAGCACCAUGACCAUUUCAGUGCCUUGACGUAGUCAUGGUAUCUAGAGAGUCUAUAUGUGCAGUAUUUCGCUAUGAACUCUGGCAGCAUGAUUAGCUAGCCCAGAACAAAAGUGUGUGCUGGCUUAUGUAAAUUGUGCGCAAAAUUGGUGUUUGACAACAGCAUGCAGAACAUGCUGACACCAGACAGCCAAUGGCGGCACGUCUUCCGUCCUCCCUGAAAUUCAUCUAGAGAGGUAGUGAUUUCAGCCACGGUGGAUCGGGCUGUGGGAGAAUUUAACCUCGGCAAAGGAAAUUAGGUAAAUUUUAGGAAAUCAUCUGAGGUUCACUAGAGAUAUGUUUUUCAAACAAUUUACCUCUAUUAUUUAACCAAUAUCCAUAUCUAUCAAGCAAACUGGUACUGGGUUACCAUCAAAGCUUGGACCUUUAUUGUGAUUAUAAAACACCAUUGAGAAAGCAAUGCUGUAUUGAACUGCUUCCUUAUCCACGUUUAUUUGUAUAAUCUAUUUUAUUAAUUACUCAAGUAGAUGGUGUUGUUGAAUUUAGACUAUUCUGCAAAGUGUUUUUUUUUUUUGUAUUUUACUGUAUGUGUUAUGAGGCAUUGUUUUAAGAACCUGUCAAAGUAAAGUCAGAUAUGAUUUCAAUUUCUUGGUCAUCAUGAUGAUAAUUGAUUCAUUGUAGAGAAAAGCAUACAUGAGACUUCUAGAUUGUAUUUGAAUUGCAUCAAUAAAAUUAUAGUAAUCUUGAACUAGAAUAA
Pelobates fuscus (common spadefoot toad) is the source of this 2937-nucleotide messenger RNA. It is a transcript of the gene NOAZFP, whose product is annotated as zinc finger protein 330. The coding region runs from base 110 to 1072 and encodes 320 amino acids. The record is from RefSeq and is a predicted model, not a curated record. Gene Ontology annotation, cellular component: nucleus. Gene Ontology annotation, molecular function: zinc ion binding. NCBI's taxonomy places the organism in Eukaryota, Metazoa, Chordata, Amphibia, Anura, Pelobatidae. The transcript has 10 exons.